GUGGGUGCACCAUUGUCACUCUAAGGUGGAAGAUCUGCAAGUUGCCCAUUCCGAGUGUGUUUUUGUGUGUGUGUGAGAGAGAGAGAGAAAGAGAGAGAGAGAGAGAGAGAGAGAGAGAGAGAAGAGAGAGAAAGAGAGAAAAGAGAGGGACAGUAGGGGUGUCUUGAUAGAUUGGACCUGGUUAAUCAUCGCACCGAGGGACACUUAAUUCUUGGCUGUAACCUGGAAGCAACUGGACACAUGGAUGACGGACUGCCCUGUCUGCCCGCGUAAGUUGACGAGGGACACAAACAUGGACAGUGACGAUUCAAUUCAGCGUAUUGAACGGGACCUGAGGGCCACUUUGCUGCCAAUGCUUGUUACCAGAGACUCUCUGGAGGAUGUCAAUGAGACCACAGGGAAUCAAUUUCAACAGCCUGACUGGCAGGUGGCUAUGUGGGCUUUGGCAUACUCGCUCAUCAUCCUGGUUUCUGUCACCGGGAAUGUGACGGUCAUCUGGAUCAUUCUGGCUCAUAGGCGGAUGAGGACUGUGACUAACUACUUCAUCGUCAACUUGGCUUUCUCCGAUGUUUCAAUGGCAACUUUCAACACUCUGUUCAAUUUUGUCUACGCGCUGCACAACGAUUGGUACUUUGGCCUGGGCUACUGUCGAUUCCAGAACUUCUUCCCCAUCACCGCCAUGUUUUCAUCCAUAUACUCAAUGGCUGCCAUCGCAGUGGACAGAUACAUGGCCAUCAUCCACCCUUUGAAGCCUCGCCUCUCCUCCACCUCCACCAAGGUCGUGAUCGCAGUCAUUUGGAUCGUGGCUGUCUUGCUGGCGUUCCCACAGUGUUAUUACAGCGUGACCAGAUUUUACUACCCCAGAACUGUUUGCAUGGUUGACUGGCCGGAUAACUAUGGAGGAACGCACCAACUCAGCUACCAGUUUGCUGUGAUUUUGCUGAUCUACUUGCUCCCCUUGCUGGUGAUGCUGGUGACCUACAGUUUGGUGGGCCAGACACUGUGGGGGAGCAAAAUCCCAGGAGAAGCGUCGGACCAUUACCACAGCCAGAUCACUGCAAAGAGAAAGGUAGCAAAGAUGAUGGUUGUUGUAGUGGUGACCUUUGCUCUCUGCUGGUUGCCCUACCAUAUCUAUUUCAUACUGGGAUCAAUCAACAGAGACAUUUACAAGCAACAGUACAUACAACAGGUUUACCUCUCCAUAUUUUGGUUCGCAAUGAGCUCGACCAUGUACAAUCCCAUCAUUUACUGCUGUCUAAACCAAAGGUUCCGUGCUGGUUUCCGCCAUGCCUUUUCUUGGUGUCCCUUCAUCAAAAUGUCAGAGGAGGAUAAGAUGGAGCUGCAGCACACACACACCUUCAGAGUGACCAUGACACAGAGCCUACGCAAAACCAACGCACGCUCCCCCAUCCAUGCAAUCAACGCAGAUGAUGCAAAUUGAAAACAAAGGUUGCGUACAAGG
Messenger RNA from Hippocampus comes (tiger tail seahorse), 1462 nucleotides. RefSeq names its product tachykinin receptor 2 (gene tacr2). Gene Ontology annotation, molecular function: substance K receptor activity. Gene Ontology annotation, cellular component: plasma membrane; sperm midpiece. The record is from RefSeq and is a predicted model, not a curated record. The coding region runs from base 245 to 1441 and encodes 398 amino acids. The transcript has 8 exons. NCBI's taxonomy places the organism in Eukaryota, Metazoa, Chordata, Actinopteri, Syngnathiformes, Syngnathidae. Gene Ontology annotation, biological process: positive regulation of flagellated sperm motility; G protein-coupled receptor signaling pathway.